CCCUUUUAGGCUGACGUCGACACAAGCUUGUUUUCUUUCUUUCCACACAUUCUCUUUCUUUUGACACGACCCUUUUUUUUGUUCAGUCAUCCCAACACGAGGCGAGAAAAUGAGUGAACAACCUUUACCUACCACUUCUGAUGGAUACAUUGAUAUUGACGCUACUAGCGCUGGCGCUGGUACUGCUACAGACACACUCACACAACGGAUAUGGGAUAUCGAUGAUCAACUGACCAAUGAUAUUGACUCCAUCGACGGAGACUCUGACAUCUCUGAAUUCUCCACCACUUCCACCCGUGACAUUCAACGUGAAUGGGAUGAAAAUAUGGAACAAGGUCGUCAGUUACUUGCCUUCGUCAUCGUCCCCUUUGUUGGUCGUUGGCUUGGCAAAAAAGUUUCUUACUGGAUCUGGACAAGAUUUCUGCAACAUCACUACAAAUUUCGUUCGAUAGGGAUGUAGAUGGCCGGAGCGUGGAACUCCAGGAAGGAAGAAACAUCUUUGACUGAUAAAAAAAAUAUCAAUGUCAACAUGAAAUACGAGCUUCCAUUUUUUUU
This is a messenger RNA of Lobosporangium transversale, 555 nucleotides long. RefSeq lists its product as hypothetical. Gene Ontology annotation, cellular component: mitochondrial outer membrane. Bases 110 to 460 code for a protein of 116 amino acids. Gene Ontology annotation, biological process: protein insertion into mitochondrial outer membrane; mitochondrial outer membrane translocase complex assembly. The record is from RefSeq and is a predicted model, not a curated record. NCBI's taxonomy places the organism in Eukaryota, Fungi, Mortierellomycota, Mortierellomycetes, Mortierellales, Mortierellaceae. The transcript is spliced from 2 exons.